Molecule: messenger RNA, 1200 nt
Organism: Meleagris gallopavo (turkey)
Lineage: Eukaryota; Metazoa; Chordata; Aves; Galliformes; Phasianidae
Gene: TTI2
Product: TELO2 interacting protein 2
Cellular component (GO): cytosol; nucleus; TTT Hsp90 cochaperone complex
Source: RefSeq, a predicted model, not a curated record
GGUGUGUUCCUGCGGCUCCUCGCUAAGCUGGAGGCUGCCAAGGCCGACGAGUCGCUGGGGCCCGCGGUGGAGGCGGUCCUGCGGCGAGUGAUGGGGCACAUCUACGUGCUGGCGGUGACGCAUAUCGAGGAGGGCGCCUGGACCGGCGCCGGGUCCCGUGCGGUGGCCACGGAGCUGCUGGGGGCUCUGGUGAGGGCCGCGGGCUGCGGGACGGUGGCGGAGCUCCUUCGGGGGAGGAAGGAAGAGGAGGAAGGAGGAUUCGCGGCGGUGAUGGGGCUGCUGAGGCCACGGCUGGGCAAAGACACCUGGAAGCGCAACCCAGCCACGAAACACGUCUUCUCCUGGACACUGCUGCACAUCACCCGGCCAUGGCUCAGCCAGCACCUGGAGCGCGUCCUCCCCGCAUCGCUGCUCAUCUCGGAUGACUUUCGGGAGGAAAAUAAAGUCCUGGGUGUGCACUGCCUGCACCACAUCGUUCUCAAUGUGCCAGGUGCUGAUCUGUGCCAGUUCAACAGGGCUCAGGUUGUGUACCAUGCCCUUUACAAUCACCUCUACUCACGAGAGGCUCCUCUCAUCCAGGCAGUACUGCUGUGCCUGCUGGACUUGCUGCCAGUCCUGGAGAGAGCGCAGCGGCAGCAGCCCAAGCCAACCUCACCCUGUGAUGAGGUGUUGCAGCUGGUUCUGACCCACAUGGAGCCAGAGCAUCGGCUCGCGCUGCGACGGGUGUAUGCCAAAACCCUGCCUGCCUUUGUGCAGAGACUUGGCAUCCUGAUAGCACGGCACCUGAAGAGGCUAGAAAGGGUUAUCUUGGGUUACCUGGAAGUCUCUGAUGGCCCUGAGGAAGAAGCCAGACUGGGAAUACUGGAGACACUGCAGUGCACCAUAGAGCAUGCUUGGCCCAGAAUGCCAUGCAGGCUCCCUGUGCUGCUCAAAGCCUUGCUGAAGAUGAUCUGGGAUGUCCACACUGAUCAGGGUUCAACACCAGAGCCAGUGAGAGCUGCCUUGCUCCAGAGAGCCACCGAAUGCCUCAUCCUGCUGGAUCGGAGCUCUGAAGGACAAGUGAAGAUUCUGCUGGAAGGCGUGUACAGCUGUUGUGAGGAGAACCGUGUACAGGAAUGCAUCAGGAGAGUGCAAGAGAACACGUGAGGCAUGACAAUGUUAAUUGUGCUUUUUGUACAGUAAAAUAUUUUUUUUAUUUAA